UUAGCCGCGCGGGCGCAGGGACGAUAGGAUGGCGGAAUUAGUUCCUUUUGCGGUUCCAACCGAGAGUGACAAAACCUUGCUGGUGUGGGAGCUGAGUUCUGGACCUACGCCCGAGGCCUUGCAUCAUUCUCUGUACACAGUAUUCUCUCAGUUUGGCCUUCUGUAUUCAGUUCGGGUUUUUCCAAACGCUGCAGUGGCCCGUCCUGGUUUCUAUGCCAUCAUCAAGUUUUAUUCAGCAAGGGAUGCCCACAGAGCCCAAAAGACAUGCGACCAGAAGCACCUUUUCCAGGAAUCUCCAGUGAAGGUUCGUCUUGGCACCAGACACAGGGCAGUUCAACAUCAAGCUCUUGCCCUAAACAGCUUUCAAUGCCAAGAACUGGCAAAUUACUACUUUGGUUUCAAUGGAUGGUCAAAAAGGAUCAUUAAGCUUCAGGAGCUUUCCGACCUUGAAGAAAGGGAAAAUGAAGAUAUUGUGGCAUCACUUCGGAAGCAAAGCCUGACGUUCUUCUGUGCUUUAGAGGUGCUGCUGCCGUUCUAUGAGUGCAGGAGCCUUGGAGCUGGCGUGGCAGAAGAGCCUGUACAUAACCUGGAGGAAGGACCAUUAUCAUUCCUUAUGAAGAGGAAGAUAGCUCAGAGGCUUGCUGUUCAGAAAGCUUUGUCAAAUGCAUUCCAGAAACUAUUGAUUGUGGUUUUAGAAACUGGUCAAAUAGCUGUGGAGUACAGACCCAGUGAAGAGAUCACAGAUGUCAGAAGUGAAGAAGAACUACAUGAUUUAAUUCAAGUCAAUUGUGUUUCUUGGAAGCAGUACUGCCAGGGGGAAGAAGAAUAUCUCUCGGAUUUCAGCUUGGAGGAAGAUGAGUUCAGGCCGCCAGAACCGAACUAGCACUUCUGAAUGUGCCAAGAGGCGAGGCCCUGUGACUUCCUUGGGAAGCUCUGGCGCCCCUAACAUAAUGGGCUGCUGGAGUCCUGGGGAUACCCUAGUCUGUGGCCGAAAUCUUGCUCUUCUAAGGGCGGGAGGGGUGUUCUGGUGUGAGACAAUUGUAUCUCUAUGGGGAGGGGGGUUGGGCUCGGGGACUGUGGGCAAAAGCUCACCCUGGUGGCAUGGAGUCGAUCUAGGCCCGAGCUUA
This is a messenger RNA of Nycticebus coucang (slow loris), 1127 nucleotides long. RefSeq names its product RAD52 motif containing 1 (gene RDM1). The transcript is spliced from 7 exons. The record is from RefSeq and is a predicted model, not a curated record. Bases 29 to 883 code for a protein of 284 amino acids. Gene Ontology annotation, molecular function: RNA binding. Lineage: Eukaryota; Metazoa; Chordata; Mammalia; Primates; Lorisidae. Gene Ontology annotation, cellular component: nucleolus.